Molecule: messenger RNA, 1827 nt
Organism: Puma concolor (puma)
Lineage: Eukaryota; Metazoa; Chordata; Mammalia; Carnivora; Felidae
Source: RefSeq, a predicted model, not a curated record
AUGUUAGUUUCAGUGAUAAUCCGUGUCCAGUCCCCGGACGGGGUGAAGCGGAUCACAGCCACGAAGAGAGAAACAGCCGCAGCGUUUCUGAAAAAGGUCGCAAAAGAGUUUGGCUUCCAGAAUAAUGGCUUCUCAGUUUACAUAAAUAGAAACAAGACUGGAGAGAUAACAGCAUCAUCUACCAAAUCCCUGAGUCUGCUCAAAAUCAAGCAUGGAGAUUUGCUGUUCCUGUUCCCCUCGGGCCUCGCCGGCCCCUCGUCGGAAAUGGAGACGUCGGUCCCGCCGGGGUCGAAGGCCUGCGGCGCUCCCACCGUGGUGGAAGACGAGAUCGACCAGUACCUCAGCAAGCAGGACGGGAAGAUUUACAGAAGCCGCGACCCACAGCUGUGCCGACACGGCCCCCUGGGGAAAUGUGUGCACUGUGUUCCGCUAGAGCCGUUCGACGAGGAUUACCUGAACCAUCUUGAGCCUCCUGUGAAGCACAUGUCCUUCCACGCCUACAUCCGAAAGCUGACCGGGGGGGCCGACAAGGGGAAAUUUGUUGCUCUGGAGAACAUCAGCUGCAAGAUUAAAUCAGGAUGUGAGGGGCACCUUCCGUGGCCCAACGGCAUCUGUACUAAGUGCCAGCCAAGUGCCAUCACACUGAACAGACAGAAAUACAGACACGUGGACAAUAUCAUGUUUGAGAAUCACACGGUUGCCGAUCGCUUCCUUGACUUCUGGAGGAAGACAGGGAACCAGCAUUUCGGGUAUUUGUACGGACGGUAUACAGAGCACAAAGACAUUCCGCUUGGCAUCAGGGCCGAAGUGGCCGCGAUUUACGAGCCUCCCCAGAUUGGCACACAGAAUAGCCUGGAGCUUCUGGAAGACCCGAAAGCUGAGGUGGUGGAUGAGAUUGCCGCCAAACUUGGCCUGAGGAAGGUUGGCUGGAUAUUUACAGACCUGGUCUCAGAAGACACCCGGAAGGGUACAGUGCGAUACAGUCGGAAUAAGGACACCUAUUUCCUGAGUUCGGAAGAAUGUAUCACGGCAGGAGACUUCCAAAAUAAGCAUCCCAACAUAUGUCGACUCUCUCCAGAUGGACAUUUUGGAUCCAAGUUCGUUACCGCGGUGGCUACAGGUGGUCCGGACAACCAGGUCCACUUUGAAGGGUACCAGGUAUCCAAUCAGUGCAUGGCGCUGGUCCGUGACGAGUGUCUGCUGCCGUGCAAAGACGCCCCUGAGCUCGGCUACGCCAAGGAGUCCAGCAGCGAGCAGUACGUGCCUGACGUGUUUUAUAAGGACAUAGACAAGUUUGGCAAUGAGAUCACCCAGCUGGCCCGGCCCCUUCCCGUGGAGUAUCUGAUCAUAGACAUCACAACAACUUUCCCCAAGGAUCCAGUUUAUACUUUUUCUAUUUCGCAAAAUCCGUUUCCUAUUGAGAACCGGGACGUGUUGGGUGAGACACAGGACUUCCACAGUCUGGCCACCUACCUGUCCCAGAAUACUUCCUCCGUGUUCCUGGACACCAUCUCGGAUUUCCAUCUCCUGCUCUUUCUGGUCACCAAUGAAGUCAUGCCUCUGCAGGACAGCAUCAGCUUGUUGCUGGAGGCUGUGAGGACCAGAAAUGAGGAGCUCGCGCAGACGUGGAAGAAAUCUGAACAGUGGGCCACCAUCGAGCAGCUCUGCAGCACGGUCGGAGUGCAGCUUCCAGGCCUCCAGGAGUAUGGAGCCGUGGGCGGCUCCACGCACGCUGCCACGGCCGCCAUGUGGGCCUGUCAGCACUGCACCUUCAUGAACCAGCCGGGCACCGGCCACUGCGAGAUGUGUAGCCUCCCUAGGACCUAG